UUUUCGAGUCAAGACUAUAAAAGAAGCCCAGAGGGAAAACCGUGCCAUUGGAAGGUGGCACUGCAACCGAGAUGGCACUCCGACUCGCCCUGAUGCUGCUCCUGAGGGCGCUGCUCGUGCAGUGUGAUGGACAUCGUGAUAUCAUUGACCCCGACCACUCGACCGAGGGCAACGACAUCUCCCUGACCCCCGAGCAGGCAGCGGCGCUCAACCAGACGGCGAGGGGGACGGCGGGGAACGUAAAGGCUUAUGCUGAUGAAAUGAAACGGACAAUCAUCGACCCAGACCAUAUUGAUGAGGGAAAUGACAUCAUGCUGACAGCCAAUCAAUCAGCGGCGUUGAACUUGGGGAGAACACUAGAGGAGGAGGAGAUUGUGGAAAUCGACGACCUUCUGUUGACCGGCGAGCAGGUAGCGGCCAUCGCAAGCAGGAAAGCAGUGAGCAGCAUUGCAAAGCACUGGCCUGACCAAAACGGCUUUCCUCACGUUCCAUACACUUUUGAGGACACCUUGGUGGACAGGACAGCAGUUGAGGCAGCCCUACAGCACUGGAGAGAUCACACCUGCAUCACUUUUACCGAAGUUCCCAACACCUCAACGGUGCCACGUUUUCGAUUCACCCGCCAUGCCAGCUCUUGCAAUUCAUUUGUUGGCUAUAUUAAUCGUGCCGAAGGCCAGACCAUCAACGUGCCAGUAUGGUGUGAACAGGCGUUUGGCAGCCUGGUUCACGAGAUCGGCCACGGCAUAGGUUUCUGGCACGAGCAGUCGAGGUCAGACCGGGAGACCUACGUCAGUAUCCUCACGCAUAAUAUUCGGACGGCGGCGCUGGGGAACUUCAACCUCGCGGUGGACAACCCUUGGGGCGUCCCUUACGAUUACAAGUCGGACAUGCAUUACAGCGGGAAGGGAUUCACCAAGAACGGCUUGAACACCAUCGUGAGCAAAGACCCGCGGUACCAGAACGUGAUGGGUCAGCGCACCGGCCUCUCUCACAUGGACAAGCUCCUGGCCAACACCAUGUACGGCUGCACGGCAAAACUUCUCGCCACGUGUUUGUUAACUGCAGACCCCUGCCUGAACUACGGUUACCUGGGAAAGGACUGCAACUGCGUGUGUCCUGAAGGAACGUCUGGCAGCAACUGUGAAUCCCUUGAUACACCUUACAACGACAUUGGCUUGUCACCAAAUACCGAAAUCAUCACGGCGCCAACAACCAUCACGACGGAGGGAUACCCGAGUGAUUUUCCUUUGUACUCGGAUUUCAUCAAGUGGAUUAAAGCACCGGCAUGUAAGCUUAUAAAAAUCACCUUCACGGACUUCGAGCUUUAUGGGGAAACAAGCAGAGAUAUCGAUGGAGUGACUGUGACUGCUUGCUGGCAUGACUUCAUGGAGAUCCGGACGAGCGACAUGCUGGAGGGAGAAUGGUUCUGCGGAACGAGCAUCGCCGCCGGCCGGGAAUUCAUCACAACAGGAAACGAGGCGGUUAUUUACUUCCAAGCGAGAACUGACUUCAACAGAGGAUUUUCGGCCGAUGUCACUUUCAUAAAUAACCCGUCCUGUACGACUACAAGCACAAGUACAUCAACAAGCACAAGUACGUCAACAAGCACAAGUACAUCAACAAGCACAAGUACAUCCACAACUACAAGCACAACAGACAGCACAAGUACAUCCACAACUACAAGCACAACAGACAGCACAAGCACAUCUACAACUACAAGCACAACAGAAAGCACAAGUACGUCCACAACUACAACUUCAACAAGCACAACCACAACGUCUACAAGCACAACGACAACUACAACAUCAACAACCACAACCACAACGUCUACAAGCACAACCACAACGUCUUCAAGCACAACUACAACAAGCAUAAUGACAACUACCUCAUCCGUGUCACCAUGGGACCCCUGUGUGCGUUACAUGCAAGAUGGAUACCUCUAUCUUACUUCGCCGAAUUUCCCAUCAAAUUAUCCUAAUAAUGUGAUAUGUACGCUGGCCAACAUUACGGAUGAACUUGGGCUGACUAUCAUAGACAUCAAGAUGCUAAGGCUGUUCCUUGGCGACCUCCUGACAUUCGAGAAUCCUUACACUCCACCACGGAGAAUGCUCUUCCGGUUACGGCCGAGUACAGUCGUCAUCCCCAGCGCACAGUUCCUGGCCACGUUCACUUCGAACUCGAGGUUCACGUGGCGAGGCUUCAAUCUCCGGCUUCAAGUGAAGAGCGACACGGGCUGCCACGAGAAACUUUCAGCGACCACCGGAGGCGUCAUCACAUCUCCAGGAUUCCCUAACGCACAUCCUCGCGGAACUUACUGCGAAUGGCACAUCACUGCAUCGGAGGGGAAAAAGGUCCUGAUCGACGUGACACACCUGAGGAUCCGAUUCUCCAACUUCCUGGCUGUGAAUCCCACUACCGAGCUCUAUUACCGUCGUGGCAGUGUGAUUUUCCUGCCGAACCGCUGGGCUCCGCGGCAGAUCGUCUCGACUUCGAACCUUAUGAGGAUCUUCUUCGCGGGGAAAUACGGAUCGGGUGGAUUCAGGAUUGAGUACAGCGAGGUCGCAGACAAAUAAGGAUCAGGGGAGAGGAAGAACAGAAGAGGAGCUGAGGAAAGGGAAAAUGAAGGAACAGCAGAAGAAAGGCAAGAGAAAUGAGAGAAAACCAGAAAAAGAAAAUUAAAAAUAAGGAUAAUUGAUGUUCGGUUUGGUAUGCCUCUGAGGCUCCAUACCGCAGACCCCAACAUCCAUUUUAUUUAUUAAUGUGUCUUGUUUAUAUAUAUAUAUAUAUAUAUAUAUAUAUAACUGGUCGGGGAUACACCUUCUUGUAUAUGAAUUGUUUACUCUUUAGUUUCCUUCCUAUUCCGUGCCUCUCCAUUUCCCAUUCUCUAAGACCCAUUUUCUUUUUGAACCUCUCAUCCUCCCAUAAAUUGGAAUCACUAUUUAUAAACAUGAUGCAGUCUGUCAUUUAGAAUUUUAAAAUUAUCUAGAGGAGUCUUGGAGAUUCAGACCCAAAAUAAACUUUAGGCUGAGCAA
Penaeus chinensis is the source of this 3032-nucleotide messenger RNA. Its product is annotated as protein SpAN-like. Lineage: Eukaryota; Metazoa; Arthropoda; Malacostraca; Decapoda; Penaeidae. The coding region runs from base 72 to 2573 and encodes 833 amino acids. Gene Ontology annotation, molecular function: metalloendopeptidase activity; zinc ion binding. Gene Ontology annotation, biological process: proteolysis. The transcript has 16 exons. The record is from RefSeq and is a predicted model, not a curated record.